Molecule: messenger RNA, 2805 nt
Organism: Debaryomyces fabryi
Lineage: Eukaryota; Fungi; Ascomycota; Pichiomycetes; Serinales; Debaryomycetaceae
Gene: IFH1
Product: Ifh1p
Exons: 1
Coding region: 1-2805 (934 amino acids)
Biological process (GO): regulation of ribosomal protein gene transcription by RNA polymerase II
Molecular function (GO): transcription coregulator activity
Source: RefSeq, a predicted model, not a curated record
AUGGCUAAAAGUCCGAAAAAGUCGGGAGCUAAGUCGAGAGGAACUUCACGGCUGCAAGCACAGUUUAAUAAAGCUGUACCAUCAAAGGUUGGUGGGAAGAAAAUAAAAGCAUAUAAGAAAAAUUUCAUUAAACCUCCCCAGAGACGAUUUAGUAUAGCUGAUACAAGCUCAUCAGCUUCCAAUUCUGAAUCAGAAAAUGAAGGAACAUAUAAUUAUUAUGAAACUAAGAACUUCAAUUCAGGUUCAGACUCAGAUUCUUCUUUAACUGCAGUAACAGAUAAUGAUGAAGCUGAGGCAUCGAGAAAAGGAUCUGUAUUCUUUGAGAGUGCUGAUAAUGAGGAAUUAUAUAAAAUGGCGAAGAGGUCUCCUAAGAAAAGUAAACAGACUAACAACAAGAAUACGUAUCAAUCAACAAAAUCUGCUAAAAAAUCAAAUAAUGUUGCCAAGAAGAGAACACCUAAAAAAACCGUUAAUUGGAAUCAAUGGGAUAACGAAAAUGCCAUUUCAGAUGGAUCAGAAUCUUCGACAGAUGAAGCACAAGUUGGAUUAGGGGGGUUAUACUCUUUGAUGAACCAUCAAAAACAGCCUCAAUCAGAAUCUGAUGACUCUGACUCAGAAUCGGAUGAAGAAGAACACGAUUAUUCGUCCUCUGAUGACUCUGAUGUUGACUUCGUGAAAUUGCAGGCUGAGAGAAAAGCUAAAUCGAUGAAAGCAGUGAGGGCUAUGAAAGGGUUAUCUAAACAACAAAGAGAUCAAUACCACGAUGAUUCAGACUCAGAAAUGUCUGAGCCUAUACCAGAAAAAAAGAUAAACAAAAAUAGAAGGCGAAGUAGUUCUAUGUCGAAACCAAAAUUUGGCAGAAGAAAAUCCGAUGUAGCAUUGCCAGAUAUAAACUUCACAUUCGAAUUCGAUGAUAAGUUUGACAAUGCCAUAAUCGAUGAAGAGGAUGAAGAGGAAGAGGAAGAUCAACAAAGGGAGAUUACAAAUGAUCAAUCUUUGAUUGGAGGAGACCAGGAGGAAGAUAUUGGUGAGGAAGUAAGCUAUGCUGCACCUAAUCACAAGAAACAAUAUGCCUCCAAUGAUGACGAUAAUAAUGACAAUGCUACUAAUCACAACUUUGAAUUUGAUUUCGAUUUUAAUGCACAAUUACCCCAGGUUCCAAGAAUCAAUGAUACGGAAAUAAAUUCUGACGAAGAUUAUGAAAUUGAUGAUAAUGAAUUGCUAGCUACUUUGCAAGCAGAUAAUGAUAUGGAUCAAUUUUCUACACCAAAUAAUCAAAACACUCAUACAAGAAAUAAUUCUAUUGGAUCGUAUGGUGAUGAAGAAGAAAAUGAUCCAUUUUUGAAAGAAGAAGAAAAGUUUCUCGUUAAUGAAUUUGAGAAUAAUGGGUUUGAUGAAGAUGAUUCGGUGUAUAUUGGAAGCUUUGAUUACAAUAACCCAUCAGACAGGGACAACUUGAUCGAUUCGUUUAAUGUGAUGAAUUCAAAUCAGAACAAGGAUGUAAUUCAAUACGCUAGUAGCGCUGAUAGUAAAUCUGAUGACGAUGACGAGGAUGACGAAGAUGACGAAGACGAAUAUGAUGAUUUUAUUGACUUCGACGCUCCGUUAUUUGAUAAGGAUGAAGAGGAUGAUUAUGAUGUCUAUGAAGAAUUCAAAGUAGAUGAACAUGAUACUAGGAAACACUCGCAGCAUAGGCAAAAGAGACUGAAGUCAAGCAAGAGAUCCAAUGGGAUAGGCAAUAGUGAUGAAGAAGACGACUCUUAUUUAUGGAACUAUUUCUUUAGUUCGGAUAACAGUUCACUGAGUGGAGAGGAUGAAGAGAAUUAUAGAUAUGAUGAUUCUGAAGAAAAAGUAAUAAUGGAAAAGCUUUUCAAAAAUAUUGAAAAAGAGAACCGUACCAAAAAGCUUAUACGCCGCAAAAAUAAGCCGAUGGGGCUCGACAAGAACCAUUACAUACCAUCCGAUAAUGAAUAUGAGAGUGGUGAAUCUACUGACGUAGACUUGAGCCUUCCGCCUUCCACGCUUAAGAAAUCUGGCUCCAAAAUUGCAAAGGAAGUUUUAUCUUCCAAGACAGCUGACUAUAGACCUCCGGUAUUAGGUACUUGGGCUGCAAUUGACAGCAAGCCAUUUGGAAUUAUUGAUGGUUUAUCAACAAGGUCUUUGGGCAAUAAUGUAACUGGUAAUAAUUUUAACAAUAAGCAAAUGGAACCUAGACUGCUUGCACGAAAAGGAGCCUCUCAACUACAUACGAAUACAACAGAUGACCUGGCAUUGGGUUUAGAUGAACUCUUGAAUGUCAGUGAAUUGGAUGAUGAUGAUGAGAAUGAUGCUCAGAUAUGGAGAGAUUUCAAUAAUCAGAAGAAGCAAGUCCCGUUGGGUGCAUUUCGUAAUAAAUCCAUUCUACAAAAUCAAUUAAUUCAUCCAGAGAAUAUUACCGUACCCAACAAUUCCUCGUAUAACCAUACCAGCAAGUCCAACAAUGAAUUCAAUAGAAGAAGAUAUUCGUUAUCAAACCAUCAAGAUAGCGGUUCCAGGAGAAGCAACCUGAUCACAAAGCACGCAAACGUGAAAAAGCCUGUGCAUGAUCGCAAAUCAUCAUUUUCCCAUUUGCCUCCCCUGAACAUUGAUUCAUCCAACAAGAGCAUACCUUCCAAACUUAAAAGAAGACGUGCAUCUAUCGUGGAAGCGGUCUCCGAAGGUUUCAGACCAACCAAAUCAGGUCUUUUCAGUGAAGAUGCCUUGGCUGAUGUUGAAGAAAUCCUCGGUGAAGAUACGGAUUUAAUGGGUUUAAUAAAGGGCUUGUGA